Molecule: messenger RNA, 896 nt
Organism: Brienomyrus brachyistius
Lineage: Eukaryota; Metazoa; Chordata; Actinopteri; Osteoglossiformes; Mormyridae
Product: 5-hydroxyisourate hydrolase-like
Exons: 5
Coding region: 177-599 (140 amino acids)
Biological process (GO): purine nucleobase metabolic process
Molecular function (GO): hydroxyisourate hydrolase activity
Source: RefSeq, a predicted model, not a curated record
GCUUAAAUGCUAAAAGCUAUUAGUUAGUUUAUUAGAGCCAAGGUUUAAUCCUGCUUUAAACUUCGUUAACAAUUAUUGGUUGUUUAUGCUGAGUGUCGCGUAUCUUGGACUAUGGCCAGAAGGUCGAACUUUUGCCGGUUCAGCUACUAAUUGUCAUUACGACGAAGACCGUGUGCAUGAGUUCAAACCGAUUAAAACGCAUAAAGGAUCACAUUCUGUCUGAAAAUCAGUGCUCAGAAAUGGCCACUCCUGAGGGCAGCCCACUCACCACCCAUGUGCUGAACACUGCAGAGGGCGUCCCAGGGUCCCAUAUGGCCCUCAGUCUGCACCGCCUAGACACCAGCCUGGCAGUCUGGAGCCUUCUGUCCACGGGGGUCACCAACGAUGAUGGCCGCUGUACAGGACUCAUCACUAGAGAGGCUUUCAUACCUGGCAUGUACAAGAUGCGCUUUGAGACUGGAGAGUACUGGGAGCACCGAGGCCAGAAGUGUUUCUAUCCAUAUGUUGAGGUUGUCUUCACCAUAACUGAUUCUACAAAGAAGUUCCAUGUGCCUCUGCUUCUGAGCUGCUUCUCUUACACCACCUACAGGGGGAGUUAGAGAGCAACCUCACUCUUUUAACCUCUCUCUCUAUAUAUAGUAUGGGCAACAGACAAGAAUGAAUAAAUUAAAAGGGCAGACAUGGAUUGUUUUAUGUAGAAACAAACCAAACCAAACAUAAUUUAAUGCUUACUUAAUACUGGGGAAUUUUUAUUGUUAUUACACGAUUUUAUAUAUCUGGUGUGUUUUGUUUCAUUUGGCAUUAAAUAACUACUUAAAUUAAUUAAAGAUUAAUCGUCCUGAAUUAUCUGAUGGAACAUAUUCUUGAAUAAAAUACAGUCUGAUAUAUAUGCUUAA